GCUUCCGGGCGGCGGCGAUGGCGGCGUGAGGGUCGCUGCGCCGCGGGGAGGUCGGGGCCGGGGAGCGGCCGCUGUGGGCGCCGCAGGCCGCGGGACGGGACGGGACGGGACGGGACGGGACUCCCGCGCCGCCCAUGUGGCUGCAGCAGCGGCUGAAGGGGCUGCCGGGGCUGCUCUCCAGCAGCUGGGCGCGGCGACUGCUGCUGCUGCUGGCCCUCCUGCUCGUCGCCUACUGGUACCUGGGGGCGGCGCGGGCGCGGCGGGGCGCGGGGCGGGGGGCCGAGCCCCGCGGCGCCGCCGCCCUCUGCCUGCAGGCGGCCACGGGCGCCUGGCGGGCGCAGGCCGAGCGCGGCGAUGCGCUGCCGCUGCCGGAGGAGGCGGCGGGCGGCGGCGGCGGCGGGCCGGGGCCGGGCCUGGCGCUGGCGGGUAACGGCUUCCUGCUGCUGGACGUGGCCGCCGGGCGCCUCUGGGUGUCGGCGGCGGGAUCCGGCGGCGGCCCGGCGCUCGCCACCGAGUACCCGGCGCUGGUGCGGCUGAGGGCGCUGGGCGGGCGCGGCGAGGCGCGGGCGGCGCUGGCGGCGUUGCGGGACGGCGCCGUGCGGAGGGUGCGGUGCGUUCAGACGGGGCCCGGGGCCGGCGCCGGGGACUGCGUGACGGUGCGGGAGGAGGUGGUGGCCCACCGGAGCCGGCCGCAUCUCUACCUGCAGCGCAUCCGCAUCGCCAACCCCACCGAGCGGGUGGCCGCCUUCGAGGCCUCGGCCCCGGCUUCUGCGCCCUCGCUGGGCGCUCGCUUCGCCACCAGCCUGGAGAAGGUGGAGGAGCGGCAGUUCCUGCUCUCCUCCGGUCGCCUGCUGCUGGCCGGGAGCCCCAAGGUGGUGCUUAUGGUGGUGGCUGCCAAGAAGCUCGUGAGCCGGGUGCAGGUGGCGCCCAAAUCCCACUUUGACGAAACCGUGCUCUCCGUGGUGUACACCUCGGAGCCCAUCGAGGUCUCCAGGCUGGAGGAGACCUUCAGCAAGCUGAGGGAGUCGGCCAAGAAGGAGAUGCUGGAGGUGAUGCAGAUGGGGGUGGAAGAUCUUUUCCAGGAGCACCAACAGACCUGGUCUGACCUGUUCAUUUCGGGGGUUGAAAUGAGAAAGAUCACAGAUUCGCAUACACCAUCCAGUGAGACUGUUAACAUGACCCUCUACUAUGUCCUGUCAAGCAUGCCAGCUCCUCUGCUAGAUCCACUCAUUAGUGGUGAGGACAGAGAAAAAAUGGAAGCCAGCUUGAACUAUGCUGACCACUGCUUCAGUGGCCACGCAACCAUGCAUGCAGAGAACCUGUGGCCAGCAAAGCUGACCAGUGUCACCCAGAUCUUGCAACUCUCAGACCUGUGGAAGCUAACUCUCCAGAAACGGGGAUGCAAGGGUCUUGUGGCAGCUGGAGUCCAUGGACUUAUGCAGGGAAUGGUGCUUAGUUUUGGGGGUCUGCAGUUCACAGAAAACCAUCUUCAGUUUCAGGCUGACCCUGAUGUACUUCAUAACAGCUAUUCCUUACGUGGGAUCCAUUACAAUAAGGACUUGAUUAAUCUAGCUGUUCUGCUGGAUGCUGAAGGAAAGCCCUUCUUGCAUGUGUCUGUGAAGUUCCAAGACAAGCCAGUUAGACUGUAUGCGUGUGAGGCAGGCUGUAUGAAUGAGCCUGUGGAGCUGACCUCAGAGGCACGAGGUCAUACAUUCCCCGUCAUGGUGACUCAGCCCAUCACGCCACUGCUUUAUAUAUCAACAGAUUUGAUCCACUUGCAGGACCUGAGACACACACUCCAUCUAAAAGCUAUUCUGGCUCAUGAGGAACACAUGGCCAAGCAAUACCCAGGCUUACCCUUCCUGUUCUGGUUCAGCGUGGCCUCCUUAAUCACAUUGUUUCACUUGUUUCUGUUCAAACUCAUCUACAAUGAAUAUUGCGGGCCAGGAGCUAAGCCGCUCUUCAGGAGUAAGGUAACUGUCCCUGACACUAGUCUCUGAAAUGCCGCGAAGCUUCACAGCUACACACCAGGGCUGAUGUAACACCUCUUCCUUCUUGACACUGCAAGAAGCCUUGCAGUGUACAGCAAACAAGUCUGUUGCCUCGUCUUAAUUGGACCUACUUAAAAUGAAGAUGAUGCAGAACUUGAUUCCAGAAACAGGGAUGAAGUGGAAGCCAGCUGAAGCUCAAAAUCUCUGUAGCAGUAAGCAAGAUGAAUAGUGUUGAAAUAACACCCUGUUUCAUUAAUUGAAUGGGAACAUCCCAGUGUCCAAGUGAACUUAGUCCUGCUUUCAGCCUCCAUUUGCACAAGACAUCUGACAAUUUUGCAGCUGAGAACAAGGACCUUUUGAAAGCAACAAUCCUUUUGUGCCUUGUUAAGAGAGGAAUGAGACUUGGAAGGUGUGGUUAUUCAAGAGUUUAUCCCAGAAGCUUGUGUAACAGAUGUUUCUUUUUCCUUGUAAGCUGUUCAGUUCCCUAAGAGUAAUCCAUUUGGUGAAAAUACUUGAAGAUAGACUAAGUCCUUCGAUAUUUUGAUUUUUUUUUUUUUUUUUUAAUUUUACAGGAAAAUAAAGUAUGGUGAUUCCCUUCAGAGGGUUAACUUAACUAGAAAACUUUAGUGUAACUUCCUUUCCAGUAUACAUUUUUUAAUUUAUUGCUUGGGGGGAGGGGGAGGAUGUUGAUAAUUUUGCCUCCACUUCAGUUACAAGGCAGUCAAUUGAACUGUAGAUAUCUAAGUGCUGGUAACAGGUUUUUCAGCCUUUAUUAUUGUAGAGUGCAAAACCAAUUUAAUGAAAUUGUUUUCUGGAUUUACACUUGGAAAUGCUGAUGUGCAGGUUUCCUAGUCUAAGCAGAUUGAGACUUUGUGCAUUGAUUUGUUUUGGCUAUGGGGGGAGAUAUCCCACUUUCUAGUGAUUUAAAGGUCGUUUGGUUUUAAAAUACCAAAGCUGUUGUUUCUAAAUAAAUAUCUUUCAGUCUAAUCUGA
Molecule: messenger RNA, 2983 nt
Organism: Aquila chrysaetos chrysaetos
Lineage: Eukaryota; Metazoa; Chordata; Aves; Accipitriformes; Accipitridae
Product: KIAA2013 ortholog
Exons: 3
Coding region: 135-2000 (621 amino acids)
Source: RefSeq, a predicted model, not a curated record